CCUUUAACAUCAUCACACUUCUUUGGAAAAAAAGUUAGGCAUUGGCAGUUUUUUUUUCUAAUACGUUAGGGAACUCGGCUUCAGCUUUUGAGCUGCAGUCCAGGACGUGUCGUUAAGACGGGGGCUUAAAAAAAUAAAUAAAAAUGACGGGCUAUUCGACCAGCAUGCGAAUCAGACUGCCAGCUGUCUGCGUUGUCUUGGAAGUGAUUCUGAUAAUCCUCUUCGGUGUUUUGGUCAAGUAUGACCACGAAACUGAUGCUAAAGGAUGGCACAAGUAUAUCAAGAAUCACAACAACAAAUCCCAGGUGGAAAACGACUUUUACUACAGAUACGCGAGUUUCCAGGAUGUGCAUGUGAUGAUCUUCAUCGGCUUCGGCUUCCUCAUGACUUUCCUGAAGCGCUAUGGUUACAGCAGCGUGGGCUUCAACUUCCUCAUCGCCUCCUUCUCCCUGCAGUGGGCCACCCUCAUGCAGGGCUUCUUCCACGGCAUGAAGGAGGACGGCAAGAUCCACAUUGGAGUGGAGAGCAUGAUCAACGCAGAUUUCUGCACUGGCGCCGUGCUCAUUUCCUUCGGAGCGGUACUGGGAAAGACCAGCCCAGUCCAGUUGCUGAUAAUGGCAGUGUUUGAAGUCACGAUCUUUGCGAUCAACGAGUAUGUUAUUCUCAACGUUGUAGGGGCGAAGGACGCUGGCGGCUCCAUGACUAUCCACACAUUCGGGGCUUAUUUCGGUCUCGUGGUGACCCGGAUCCUGUACCGUCCCGAACUGGAAAAGAGCAAACACAAGGAGGGAGCUGUCUAUCACUCGGACCUCUUCGCUAUGAUCGGCACCAUAUACCUGUGGAUGUUCUGGCCCAGCUUCAACUCUGCGAUUACAGCCCACGGAGAUGACCAGCACAGGACGGCUAUGAACACUUACUACUCCCUAGCCUCCUGCACCCUGGCUACCUUCGCCAUGUCUGCGCUGGUCAACCAUGAGGGCAAGCUGGACAUGGUGCACAUCCAGAAUGCCGCUCUCGCUGGGGGCGUGGCCAUGGGCACCGCAGGGGAGAUGAUGCUGACGCCCUUUGGGUCCAUGAUCGUGGGCUUCCUCGCUGGGACCAUCUCCACUCUGGGCUACAAAUACCUCACGCCAAUCCUGAACUCCAAGCUGAAGGUCCAGGACACUUGUGGGAUCCACAAUCUGCACGGCAUGCCAGGGAUCCUGGGGGCCAUCGUGGGGGCUGUCACCGCGGCAACGGCCACCGCUGACAUCUACGGAGACGGGAUGGAAGACGUGUUUCCUGAUAUGGCUGCAGGCGACAUAAGCGCGUCUCAGCAGGGCAUUCGCCAGGCCGUGGCGCUCGCUGUUGCCAUGGCGUUCGCUCUGGUGGGAGGAGUCCUCGUUGGGUUUAUUCUGAAGAUUCCCAUCUUCGGAUCUCCCCCUGACACAAUCUGCUUCGAGGAUCAGAUAUACUGGGAGUUACCAGAGGAAGAAGACGAGGACCACGCAGAGAUGACUCGCGUCAGAACCGUAGAAGAGAAACCUCUCAACGCCUAGAGAGAGCCUUCACCCCUCAGCUGAGAAACAAACCCGACCGGGCUGAGCUGCCAAAAGAAACUUCAUAAAUUCAACAGGAAACGCUUCCCAGAGAAGCCAGCCAUCGGCUUGUGUUUAUUAAGUUUCCUUUUGCAUCUCUAAAGAGAUCAAUCCAGCCAGCCGCAGCUCACCCCCAUUCUGUGUGACGAUCGUCUCUGCCAGCCACACUAUCUCAGGGAGGUUCAAUCUGAACUGACCUGGUACUCGGCAGGCAUUCGGUUGUACUUUGUGUUGUGUGCAGUUGUGUUUGUAAAUCACCCUUGUGAGGGGAAUAAAGUUCCCUGCUGGAUUCCUUUAUCUGUUCCUGAUAUUAAAACGUUACCUUGCCUUGUUUACUCGUUUGAAAAAGACAACAAAAAAAUAAAAAGCUAACAAAAAAAUGUUGUUCAAAUGCUAAAAUGUAUUGUUGUUUGGAAAUAUUAAAUGCGUGGAUUCUGUUUUUCA
Acipenser ruthenus (sterlet) is the source of this 2021-nucleotide messenger RNA. Its product is annotated as ammonium transporter Rh type B. Bases 144 to 1538 code for a protein of 464 amino acids. The record is from RefSeq and is a predicted model, not a curated record. The transcript has 10 exons. Lineage: Eukaryota; Metazoa; Chordata; Actinopteri; Acipenseriformes; Acipenseridae. Gene Ontology annotation, molecular function: ammonium channel activity. Gene Ontology annotation, cellular component: plasma membrane. Gene Ontology annotation, biological process: ammonium homeostasis; ammonium transmembrane transport.